This is a messenger RNA of Malassezia sympodialis ATCC 42132, 876 nucleotides long. Its product is annotated as class I SAM-dependent methyltransferase. NCBI's taxonomy places the organism in Eukaryota, Fungi, Basidiomycota, Malasseziomycetes, Malasseziales, Malasseziaceae. The record is from RefSeq and is a predicted model, not a curated record.
AUGGCCGACGACCGCGCUGCACCCGCGCUCGGUGCGCCUGCGGCGGGUGACUGUGCUGACGACGUGCUGGCGAGCAAUCGGAGAGUAAGCUCGCCAUUUAUGGUGACAAAGAUGCAGCGCGAGGCGGCCAGAGCGUGGGACAAAUUCUACAAGGCGCAUGAGGACCGGUUUUUCAAGGACCGUCACUGGACGGACCGGGAGUUUGAGGAGCUCAAGGCGGACCCGCCGGAACUGAUUCAUGGGGAUGUGCCGGUGCUGCUGGAAGUGGGGUGUGGCGUUGGCAACACGGUGUUUCCUCUACUCGAAAAGAAUCCGGCGCUGCGCGUGCACUGCUGUGACUUUUCCCCGCGCGCCAUUGACCUGGUGAAGAAGCAUCCCCAGUAUACCAGCGAUCGCGUCCAUGCGUUCGUGUAUGAUCUGGUACAGGGCCGCGAUCGUGGUGAAAUGGCUCGCGCGCUUGCGGAGUGCUCCGCGUGGCCGCCGGUCUCGACGCUCUCGCUGAUCUUUGUCAUGUCUGCGAUCCCUCCGGACGACCAGCUGCCUGUGCUGCGCGCGCUCGUGCAGGUGCUGCCGACGGGUGCCACGGUCGUGUUCCGCGACUAUGCGCGCGCGGACCUGGCGCAGCUGCGAUUCCAUACGCGCAAGGACGCGCAGUGGUCGGAGCCCAGCCUCUUGAGCGAUUCGCACGACUGGUACCGCCGAGGUGACGAUACCAUGGCCUACUUUUUCACCCGCGACGAGGUGCAGCGCCUCUUUGACGCCGUCGGCGGCCUCGAGGGCGAGGUGGAGGAGGUCGUCAAGACACGCACGAACCGCCGCACGGGUGCGGUGAUGGAGCGGCGCUUUAUCCAGGCGCGGCUCCGGCGAACAGCCUAA